UAGGCUUUUGCUGCAGAUCCUGGAGAACCCGACCCGCAGGUCGCCCGGCGUCGUAUGCCUCUUCGCUCGUAACAACGCUCCCAAGAACGCACUCCCCACUAUAGCCCUUCGGCCAUGGCUAAUCUCAGCCAUGUUCGCGUCGCCCUGCAGAUCCAUGCUGACAACCCUCACAUAACGCGCAACGACGAUAAUUGCGUAACUUACCAACCGCCACCUACAAAAACUCGUACCCCAGACCCGCGCAAGAUCCACUUUGACGGCUGCUUUGAUGCGCGUGCCACGUCGACCGAAAUUUACACGCAAUGUGGCGUAGGUGCAUUCAUUGACAGGGCGCUCCAAGGAUAUACAGCUGGGGUGUUCGCUAUAGGAUCCGGGAAGCUAUCGGCACAAAAGCGGACAGGGAUAUUUGAGCCGCUUGUUAAAAAGUUGAAAAGUGCAGCAAAGCUAAAUGGCGAUAUCACGGUUGAGAUGGUUCACUUAGGGAUAACAGAUACGAAAUGCAUUGAUCUGGUUAAUGAUCGACCGGCCGACAUUUCCGACGGCUUGAGGACGCAUUUCAGAAAUGUUGGAACAUGGGCUCCGGUAGAAGAGGUGAUUCGCAAGGGGUGCUCCCUGCCUUGGAUUAUGGAUCUAAAGUUUGAGACAAAGAAACAACACCGAACUGUGGGUCACUUGGUUCUGGCAGAUCUUGGAAUGGUAUGCUUUGAUGAGGAGGUCAAUGAAAACGUUUUCCGGCAGCGUGGACCCGGUGUGACAAAGUCCGUGUGGAUUAUGAAAAAGAUUGUGCGGAUGUUGACCCAAAAUGGUGCGGAAGGGACUAUACCAUUUGCAGACAGUACCUUGACGUCGAUUUGCCGGGAUUUCUUGGGUGGCAAGGCAGCAACUAAGUUUAUCAUACAUGUGGAUGGUAGAGACAGUGUGAGCGCAAAUGAGAUUGCGGGCGUCGUGGAUUUUGCAGAAACAAUGAGGAAGAUCAAGACGUUAGAAUGUGUAAAUGAUGUAGACCCACGGGUUGCUGAGCUGCAGACAGCUAUCAAGGAGUUGGAGGCACAGGUUCGCGAUCUUCGAGCUUUGACAGAAAAAGAAGCGUUGAAGUUUGAGUUCAGGAUGAGGGAGCAAAUAGAAGGACACAAUGCAGCACUGGCGGAAUUGGAACAACAAAAGGAAAAGGAAGGGGAGGAACGACAAAAAGACUUCGACACACGGUGCUUAAGAAUGAAGGACGAGUUUGCCGCCACCCUAUUGGAGUGCAACAAUUCAUGGAAGCAGACAGUAGUGAAGGCUCGCAACGAGAAAGACGACGCAAUUCAACUGCUGAAAGAAGAGCUGGAAGAAGCUCAGUUAACUGCACGCGUUGAAGUCACGAAAGCCUUGCACGAUAAAGCAGCCGUAGAUGAAGCAUUGCGGAAGGAGCGUGUUCAAAUGCUGCUUAUGUCGCAUGAUUACCAGCAACUUCGGUUAGACAAUGAUGAAUUGUUGCGAAAUUCUGAGAAGAUGAAGACGAGUUACAUCGACUUAGAAAAGGCACAUCAGGAGCUUGUUACCGUCAAGGAGUCACUCGAGAACCGGUGCAUUGAAUUACAAGCAGACCUGGACACUGAGAGAGCGAACGCGCGGAAGACAAUGGAAGAGCUGGAAAUCACCAGAACGGCAUUAAAUACCUCAAAUGAAAGUCUUGAACGCGUAAAGUACCAGCUUGAAAUCGCAGAAACUGAAAGUCGAGACAAGUCGGUGAAAAUCGAUGAGAUCGAAAAGCUGCUCUCAGAGAAGCAACUAGAGCUGGUCGAACAAAGUACGCAGGUUGAUCGUUUGGAAAAGAAGUUGGUAGGAUCUGAAGCCAGAUUAGACGAGGCUCGGCUUGCAUCUGAUCGGCUUAAAGAGGAGAGAGAUGCUGCGACUGCACGCCUGGAAGUGAUGCGGGAUCAAGCUAAUUCCGAAGUUGCGAGUAUCCGAGAGCAAGUUGACAAAUCCCGUGACGAGACUGCUGAGACUCGGGAUGAUCUCUUGCAGGCGAAGGAAACCAUUAAGAAUCUUCGUGCGGAGAAGACCAAAAUUGAAGCCGCAUCCCGUGAUGAAGUGGCCAAAAUGCAGAAAGAGGUUGAGAACCUCCGCAAAAAUUCAGAGAAGGUUGCACGGGAGCUGGAGAGGGCUGAAGGGCGAUUUGAGGGUGAACGAGAAGGAUGGAUACGGGAAAGAGAAUCCUGGGAGCGGGAGAGACGCAGAUUGGUUGAUGAGGUGCAAGAACUCAAGAUGGAAGCUAUGAGAGCGCGAAUAAGUGGGAGCGAGGAAGGCGACAAAGUCAAGGCGUGGUUUGAGAAGCUGGAAUUAGAGAACCGUCGACUUCGGGACGAGAUUGAUCAUGUCAAAGCGUCCCGGCGGGAGGACCGGACGGCUGAAGCCGAAAGCGAACGUGUCCGGAUGCAUCUGGCCCGUCUUGAAUCAGAGAACCAACGAAUGGCGGAAGACGUAGCUCGGAAAGAACGUGAAUUGGCCCACGAGAAAGCUAGGUUAGAAACCUUGGCGAAAACCACUGAGAAAGCUGUGCCUGCUAAGCGCAACCGUAAGAAGCAACCGGUAGAAGUUGUUGAGGAAGAUGUAGAUGACUAUGGCGCUGAGCAGGAAACCGCCGAACAGGAGGAAAUUACGGUCCAACGUAAGAAAAAGGCUAGGGGACGAAAAAAGAAAGAUGCACCAAAAAUAGAGAACGAUGCACCCUUACUAAAUGGUGCACAUUCGGACCUCGACGAUGAUCAUCAGGAGGAUGAAGUGCGGGAAGUGGCAUCACAAGGGAAGGAACGAACUUCGCAUGGAAGAAAAAAUGCACGGAGCCCUUCUCCCUUUGUCGAAGAGAUCGCGGAGAUUGCGGAGGUGAGCCAAAACGCCGUUGUCGCAAGCGUCAAACCGAAGGCAAAGGGUCGUGCGAAAAAGGGCGCGACAGUGGCAGCUAGCAAAGUAGCGGAUGUUCCAGCUGGACGCAAUGAGCCUUCAGAUCUCCUUAAUGUGGGUGACGAGCCGAGCAAUGUUGAGUCGGCAUCUAGACCUACGGCACGAAAGAGAAAAAAUGCACCCAAAAAGUCUGAUCCCGAGGUGCCUAGCCAUGAUGCGAGCCCGGUGCAUGCAGAACCAAACUUUGAAUUUGCGACAGUAGGUAAGGAGUCAGGAAAUCAAACGAACCAUCGAGAACCGGAGACCGUGGUGGAAACCAGAUCAGAUGUGACUGCCACAGAGCCUAUGGUGGAAGUAGCAGUAUCAUCAGGAUCAACAAAGAAGCGAAAGAAAAUGGCACCUAUCGAGACGCCUUCCACGCCACCUCAACAAUCUGGACAAGUCUCUGUGGAUGAUAUCUUAGGAAUAACGACCGGAGUCGGCGAAACCAUUGAAUCUGAGAAAGAGAACCGGGCGAGCAAAAAGGGGAAAGGAAAGGGAAAGGGGGCGACAAAAGAGUUGUUGGGAGAGACUCUGAGCGAGAAAGAGAAGGACACGAAAAAGCGAAAACUGAAUCCGAAGCGAAAAAUCUCGCUGGAAGUUGUGGAAGAGGAUCAAGUGGAAAACAAGGAGAAAAAGAAGUCGCAAUUCGCCCCAGCCGUCCAACCAGCUGCGACUGGGCCACCCGUACUCAGUCUUUCCCAACGUGCUGCGGCACUCUCAACAUUAACAACCGGCGAAAACCGAUUGGGCUACCUAAAAGCCCGUAUACCCAACCUAAAUGCAAGCGGACGCAUGGAAUUCAAGAAGCGACCCGGUUUGGAUCCGGAGAGGAUGAAAACUAUAUUACAGGGAUAUGGUAUAAGUGAUUGAAUGGCGUGGGGAGGGAUGAGGCGUCGUGGUGAAGGCACAUAGUACAUGUGCAGUGUAUAAUAGUGAGGGUUUGGUAGCUUGUUUCCUUUCUUUUUGGUACAUAAUGUAGUAGCGUG
Spizellomyces punctatus DAOM BR117 is the source of this 3914-nucleotide messenger RNA. RefSeq lists its product as uncharacterized. The record is from RefSeq and is a predicted model, not a curated record. NCBI's taxonomy places the organism in Eukaryota, Fungi, Chytridiomycota, Chytridiomycetes, Spizellomycetales, Spizellomycetaceae. The transcript has 6 exons. Gene Ontology annotation, molecular function: microtubule binding; ATP binding; microtubule motor activity. The coding region runs from base 115 to 3798 and encodes 1227 amino acids. Gene Ontology annotation, biological process: microtubule-based movement.